Molecule: messenger RNA, 756 nt
Organism: Galendromus occidentalis (western predatory mite)
Lineage: Eukaryota; Metazoa; Arthropoda; Arachnida; Mesostigmata; Phytoseiidae
Product: carboxy-terminal processing protease CtpA-like
Exons: 2
Coding region: 1-756 (251 amino acids)
Biological process (GO): signal transduction; proteolysis
Cellular component (GO): outer membrane-bounded periplasmic space
Molecular function (GO): endopeptidase activity; protein binding; serine-type peptidase activity
Source: RefSeq, a predicted model, not a curated record
AUGACUUUGAAAAAGUCGGGCGGGACCUUCAUCAUUGUCGCCAUCAACGCAAACGGACCCGCUUGGUCGUCCGGCUUGGACGCAGGGAUGCAUCUCCUCGCCAUCAACGGUCAGAUGUUGCGCGGAAAAAGUCUGGAGGACGUCUCCUCCAUGCUGAAAGGCCCGUCAGGGACACCUGUGACACUCAUGCUUCGCAAGCCCGGGCAGCCGGGAUUUACGCAGGAAUUACGCCUUCAAAAGGUUCCGCCGCAAACGGUCUACAUGCAAACAACGCACCAGAUCGCCGAGUUCAGUAUCACCGCAUUUUCCUCAGACACUGCUGAGGAGUUAAGCCAGUACCUCGAUCAGGCCCUCACGGAAGAUAAGGUUAAGGCAAUCAUCCUUGAUUUAAGGGGAGAUCGCGGCGGCGUUUUGCAGCAAGCCGUCACUGCCGUUGCACUCCUCCUCGACAGUGGUGUGGCCGUGACGACGGAAGGCAGAAACACGCAUGCCAACCAUAUCUGGACAGUCCAGGGUGGCGACAUGACAAAAAACCUUCCGAUCGCCAUUCUUGUUGACGGUCGCACCGCCAGCGCCGCAGAGAUCCUUGCCGCGGCGCUGGCCGAUCAUCGGCGCGCAGUGGUGAUUGGCAGUGCCACACUGGGCAAAGGCUUGGUGCAAGCCGUCGGACAGAUGCCCAAUCAAGAUGGGAAGCCCUUCGUCCGGCUCGUCCGGCGAGCACGUAAAGCGUCGAUCGAUCCGAAGAGCCUUGAAUGA